Messenger RNA from Arabidopsis thaliana (thale cress), 1868 nucleotides. It is a transcript of the gene AGB1, whose product is annotated as GTP binding protein beta 1. Gene Ontology annotation, cellular component: nucleus; cytoplasm; plasma membrane. Gene Ontology annotation, biological process: G protein-coupled receptor signaling pathway; signal transduction. Bases 664 to 1611 code for a protein of 315 amino acids. Lineage: Eukaryota; Viridiplantae; Streptophyta; Magnoliopsida; Brassicales; Brassicaceae. The transcript has 5 exons. The record is from RefSeq and is marked reviewed.
GUCUCAGGUCAGAGAAGCCAUCAUCAACAUUCAACAAGAGAGCCGUGUUUGUGUCUUGACUGAUUCUUCUCUCAAGCUUUUUUAAUCUCUCUCUCUUUUCCCACGUAAUUCCCCCAAAUCCAUUCUUUCUAGGGUUCGAUCUCCCUCUCUCAAUCAUGAACCUUCUUCUCUUCUAGACCCCACAAAGUUUCCCCCUUUUAUUUGAUCGGCGACGGAGAAGCCUAAGUCUGAUCCCGGAAUGUCUGUCUCCGAGCUCAAAGAACGCCACGCCGUCGCUACGGAGACCGUUAAUAACCUCCGUGACCAGCUUAGACAGAGACGCCUCCAGCUCCUCGAUACCGAUGUGGCGAGGUAUUCAGCGGCGCAAGGACGUACUCGGGUGAGCUUCGGAGCAACGGAUCUGGUUUGUUGUCGUACUCUUCAGGGACACACCGGAAAGGUGACUCAAAGUUUGCAUCUUUAUCCUUCAAGCAUGCUUCUUUGUGGAGUGUUUUCUAGCCUGUGAUAAAAAGCUUCCAUUUUGGGGUUGUAUCUAGUUUGUUAUUUAGUUGGUGGUGUUUAUAAGAUGUUACCAGUUAUCAUGUAUGAGGAUUUGCUUAAGAUCCUACGGAAAUGUAGAGACAGGAGAGUUGAUUGUGAAUGUUAGCUUGUUGUUGAUUUAACAUGUGGGAUUUGCAGGUUUAUUCAUUAGAUUGGACACCGGAGAGGAACCGGAUUGUCAGUGCAUCUCAAGAUGGGAGAUUAAUCGUGUGGAAUGCUCUAACGAGUCAGAAAACUCAUGCUAUUAAACUCCCUUGUGCAUGGGUUAUGACAUGUGCUUUCUCUCCAAAUGGUCAGUCGGUUGCGUGUGGUGGAUUAGACAGUGUAUGUUCUAUCUUUAGCCUUAGCUCAACGGCGGACAAGGAUGGAACUGUACCGGUUUCAAGAAUGCUCACUGGUCACAGGGGAUAUGUUUCGUGCUGUCAGUAUGUCCCAAAUGAGGAUGCCCACCUUAUCACCAGUUCAGGUGAUCAAACUUGUAUCUUAUGGGAUGUAACUACUGGUCUCAAAACUUCUGUUUUUGGCGGUGAAUUUCAGUCUGGACAUACUGCUGAUGUACUAAGCGUCUCAAUCAGUGGAUCAAACCCAAACUGGUUUAUAUCUGGUUCAUGCGAUUCCACAGCACGGUUGUGGGACACUCGUGCUGCAAGCCGAGCAGUGCGUACCUUUCAUGGUCACGAGGGAGAUGUUAAUACGGUCAAGUUCUUUCCGGAUGGGUAUAGAUUUGGGACUGGAUCAGACGAUGGAACAUGCAGGCUGUAUGACAUAAGGACUGGUCACCAACUCCAGGUCUAUCAGCCACAUGGUGAUGGUGAGAACGGACCUGUCACCUCCAUUGCAUUCUCUGUGUCAGGGAGACUUCUUUUCGCUGGCUAUGCGAGCAACAACACUUGCUACGUUUGGGAUACCCUCUUGGGAGAGGUUGUAUUGGAUUUGGGAUUACAGCAGGAUUCACACAGGAAUAGAAUAAGCUGUUUGGGGUUGUCAGCAGAUGGAAGUGCCUUGUGUACAGGAAGUUGGGAUUCAAAUCUAAAGAUAUGGGCGUUUGGAGGACACAGGAGAGUGAUUUGAAGAAGAUUUAACGAAAGUAGGAGUCACGUCUCCAGUUGUUGGUUAAUAUAUUCUGUAGUCGGGAAGUAAGGUUCGGUUUGUGGAAGGUGUUUGGUUUGAAAUAGUGGAGUGGUUAGAAGAAUUAAACUUCCCUUUUUGUAGUGUGCUUUGAUUUAUUUAUUUCUUCAUUGGGAACUAAACUCCUUCAACACGCUACUCAAUGUGAAUUCUGUAAUCAAUUGUGUACCCACCAGUCUUUACUUUACUAUCAUCUCUUC